UGAGGGAGAAGGUCCUCUCCAGGAUAGGGGCAGACUGAGCCAUUACCUUGGCUUUCUGGAGCUUCUGCUGUGUGGCCAGCAUCGUGCAGGAGAUGUGGACAUCCCUGAGAUUGUCCUUGCCUGCAGGGAGCUAGCCAUCUAAUUGGAGAGACUGGGCUAAGAUUCUUAAAAUUGACAGAGACCACCAGGGAGAGCUAAGAUGCUAGGAUGGAGCUAAGAGGGAAGUGGGGAAGGUGGUCUCUCUGAUAGCAGGUGGGCAGAGGAGGGCUUGUCUUGCUCUGGGUCAUGGUUAGGGCUGGGUCCCUUCUUAUUUAUUUAUUUAUUUAUUUUGAGAUGGAGUCUUGCUUUGUUGCCCAGGCUGGAGUGCAGUGGUGUGAUCUCUGCUCGCUGCAACCUUUGCCUCCCUGGUUCAAACGAUUCUUUUGCCUCAGCCUCUUGAGUAGCUGGGAUUACAGGCACUCACUACCACGCCUGGCUAAUGUUUGUAUUUUUAGUAGAGACGGGGUUUCACCGUGUUGGCCAGGCUAGUCUCGAACUCCUGACCUCAAGUGAUCCACCUGCCUCAGCUUCCCGAAGUGUUGGGAUUACAGGCGUGAGCCCCAGCGCCCCGCCCCUUCUUUUUUUUUUUUUUUCUUGAGACAAGGUCUCACUCUGUCACCCAGGCUGGAGUGCAGUGGUACCAUCUCGGCUCAAUGCAACUUCUGCCUCCCGGGCUCACGCGAUUCUCCCACCUCAGCCUCCCAGUAGCUGGGACUACAGGCAUGCCUCCCCAUGCCUGGCUAAUUUUUGCAGUUUUUGUGGAGCUGGGAUUUCACAAUGUUGCCCAGGCUAGUUUUAAACUCCUGGACUGAAGUGAUCCUCCCACCUCGGCCUCCCAAAGUGCUGGAAUUAUAGGCAUGAGCCGCCCACCAUGCCCAGCCAGUGGGGUGCGUUAGGAUUGGGCCUUCUAACUCUGUCCCUACCUCUCUCCAGAUGCCACAGGGCCCAGUGGGCUCCGGGUCCUGCCCCAGGGCUACGGCUGGAACCUGCUGUAUGGCUCCCUGCUGCUGGGCCUUGUGGGUGGGGUCUGCACCCUGGGAGCCGGCCUCUACGCCCGGGCCUCAUUCCUCACAUUCUUGCUGGUCUCCGGCUCCCUGGCCUCCGUGCUCAUCAGCUUUGUGGCUGUGGGGCCGAGGGACAUCCCCUUGACCCCUCGGCCUGGCCCCAAUGGCUCCUCCCUGCCGCCCCGGCUUGGCCACUUCACCGGCUUCAACAGCAGUACUCUGAAGGACAACUUGGGUGGAUCCUCCUAGCUGGCUAUGCUGAGGACUACACCACGGGAGCCAUGAUGAAUUUUGCCAGCGUCUUUGCUGUCCUCUUUAACGGCUGUACAGGCAUCAUGGCUGGGGCCAACAUGUCAGGGGAGCUGAAGGACCCCAGCCGGGCGAUCCCUCUGGGCACCAUCGUCGCCGUCGCCUACACCUUCUUCGUCUAUGUCCUGCUUUUCUUUCUCUCCAGCUUCACUUGUGACAGGACCCUGCUGCAGGAAGACUAUGGGUUCUUCCGUGCCAUCAGUCUGUGGCCCCCACUGGUGUUGAUCGGAAUCUAUGCCACGGCGCUCUCAGCAUCCAUGAGCUCGCUCAUUGGUGCCUCCCGCAUCCUCCAUGCCCUGGCCCGGGAUGACCUCUUUGGAGUGAUCUUGGCGCCGGCCAAGGUUGUGUCCCGAGGGGGAAACCCCUGGGCGGCUGUACUGUAUUCUUGGGGCCUGGUGCAGCUGGUUCUUCUGGCCGGGAAGCUAAACACGCUGGCUGCUGUGGUCACUGUCUUCUACCUGGUGGCCUAUGCUGCCGUGGACCUGUCCUGCCUGAGCCUGGAGUGGGCCUCGGCUCCCAACUUCCGCCCCACCUUCAGCCUGUUCUCCUGGCACACCUGCCUGCUGGGGGUGGCCUCCUGCCUGCUCAUGAUGUUCCUCAUCAGUCCUGGCGCGGCCGGUGGCUCCCUGCUCCUCAUGGGUCUGCUGGCUGCCCUGCUCACCGCGCGAGGAGGCCCCAGUAGCUGGGGCUAUGUCAGCCAGGCCUUGCUUUUCCACCAGGUGCGUAAGUAUCUGCUCCGUCUGGACGUCCGGAAGGAUCACGUGAAGUUCUGGCGGCCCCAGCUGCUGCUCCUGGUGGGGAACCCCCGGGGCGCCCUGCCUCUGCUGCGGUUGGCCAACCAGCUUAAGAAGGGGGGGCUCUAUGUGCUGGGCCACGUCACCCUGGGAGACCUUGACGCCCUGCCCUCGGACCCUGUACAGCCACAGUACGGGGCAUGGCUCAGCCUGGUGGACCGUGCCCAGGUGAAGGCUUUUGUGGAUCUAACCCUCUCACCCUCUGUGCGCCAGGGGGCUCAGCAUCUGCUGCGAAUCUCCGGCCUCGGUGGCAUGAAGCCCAACACGUUGGUCCUGGGUUUCUAUGAUGAUGCUCCCCCGCAGGACCAUUUUCUGACAGACCCAGCUUUCUCUGAGCCUGCAGACAGCACCAGGGAGGGCAGUUCCCCAGCUCUGAGCACCCUGUUCCCUCCUCCCCGGGCUCCUGGCAGCCCCCGGGCUCUCAGUCCCCAGGACUACGUGGCCACGGUGGCCGAUGCCCUCAAGAUGAACAAGAAUGUGGUGCUGGCCCGGGCCAGCGGGGCCUUGCCCCCUGAGCGGCUGAGCCGGGGGUCUGGGGGCACCUCUCAGCUGCACCACGUGGACGUGUGGCCCCUCAACCUGCUGCGGCCCCGGGGUGGGCCCGGCUACGUGGAUGUCUGUGGCCUCUUCCUGCUGCAGAUGGCAACCAUCUUGGGCAUGGUGCCUGCUUGGCAUAGCGCCCGGCUCCGGAUCUUCCUGUGCCUGGGGCCUCGGGAGGCGCCUGGGGCGGCCGAGGGGCGGCUGCGGGCACUGCUGAGCCAACUGAGGAUCCGGGCUGAGGUGCAGGAGGUGGUGUGGGGCGAGGGGGCCAGGGCCGGGGAACCCGAGGCAGAGGAGGAAGGGGACUUUGUGAACAGUGGGCGGGGAGACGCGGAGGCAGAGGCCCUGGCACGCAGUGCCAACGCCCUGGUUCGGGCCCAGCAGGGGCGCGGCACAGGAGGAGGGCCGGGUGGGCCGGAGGGUGGGGAUGCUGAGGGCCCCACCACAGCCCUCACCUUCCUGUACUUGCCUCGGCCGCCCGCCGAUCCUGCCCGAUACCCCCGCUACCUGGCGCUACUGGAGACUCUAACCCGAGACCUGGGCCCCACGCUGCUGGUUCAUGGGGUCACUCCAGUCACCUGCACUGAUCUCUGAUGCCCCUGCCUCCAGGGCUAGGUAGAGAGGGCCCAGGCAGGUGGCCUAUCCUGAUCCUUGGAGGAGGAGGAAGAGGAGGAGGGAAGCACUGUGUCCCUUGGCCCUGCCCUUGGGACGUGGAGCCCAGGGGAGGUUUGAAGGGGAUCCUGGGCUUGGGCAUCACGCCCACCUUCUUUGGCACAGGGACCCCAGCACUUACUCUGGGUGGCUGUCCCCACCGUGCAGGGGAGGGAGUCCGCAGCCUCCCUUCACUGGUGCCUUGACGCUAGGGGCCAGGCCUCCUCCGUGACUCUGGGCUACCUCAGUUUCCCCACUUUGGCCAGACUCACCGACCCACUGGGGUGGUGAUGUUUUCGUUCUGUUUUAUUUUUCUAACUGCUGACCAUGAAUAAAAGACCAAAACACUA
Molecule: messenger RNA, 3687 nt
Organism: Symphalangus syndactylus (siamang)
Lineage: Eukaryota; Metazoa; Chordata; Mammalia; Primates; Hylobatidae
Gene: SLC12A9
Product: solute carrier family 12 member 9
Biological process (GO): cell volume homeostasis; chloride ion homeostasis; chloride transmembrane transport
Cellular component (GO): membrane
Molecular function (GO): potassium:chloride symporter activity
Source: RefSeq, a predicted model, not a curated record